Dunckerocampus dactyliophorus (ringed pipefish) is the source of this 7213-nucleotide messenger RNA. RefSeq lists its product as uncharacterized. Lineage: Eukaryota; Metazoa; Chordata; Actinopteri; Syngnathiformes; Syngnathidae. The record is from RefSeq and is a predicted model, not a curated record. Gene Ontology annotation, molecular function: protein binding. The coding region runs from base 1072 to 6756 and encodes 1894 amino acids. The transcript has 10 exons.
GUGUCGACCUCAUAACACGCCGAGACUUUACCACAAAUUUCAAAUUUCGAUCAAAAAUAUUCAUUUGCUAAUCUACCCUACCCUAUAGCUGCGUGCUUACUCUUUUUCUGCUUCAUUCAUCUAUAAACCAAAUAAAUACGGCAUUAGUGUGACAAUGUUAUCGUACGUACGGAAAAUUAUGGCCACAAGUGAAGCUAAAGGUGUUUCAUAGUAGCACUAUCUUCUCCAGCAAGAACGCCUCUAAGGGGGUGUCGAACAUUAGCUUGUUGCGGCAUCUAGCGGUUGAAAAACAAGAGGUUUGUGGCUCAGAGUGCAUUUAACUGGGUUCCCCAAAAAGUACGGUGGCCGAACAGCCUUUGUUUGUGUUCGAGAAACGAAUGGCAAAUAUUCUCCGCGUUUUGACGUCACCGUAUGAAAGAUGUGUAUAAUAUAAACUAUGCUCGUCAGGACAGACUGUUAACAAACUCAUUGUUGUGUAUGCCAUACCUAAAUGUGAGGUUAUGUACUGGUUUGAAUCGCCGAGCUGUGUUGAUCGUGAAUUGGACGCUCUUUAUUUAAUCUUCACUAAGACGGCUGAUCGAGAAGCGUUUUGUGCAUCAUUCAUGUAGACCUUUUGCUGGAGGACAUUAACCAUUCCAAACUUGCUCAGGUGUUGCCCACCUGCUGUCAACUUGCUGUCAUUACCAAGUGCAUCUCUUUGCGAAUGAAGUGCAGUCUACUGGUGGAUUGUCUAGUGAGCCUUCGCCGGGCUAAUGCAGCUUUAGCUUCAGCCGCCAGCUUGUCGUCACCCGUGCGCUUACUACAUGGGAUGUCUUGCGUAAUUUUUUUAUUCCAUUAAAAAAAAACAUGUAAUGGCGUUAGAAUUCAACUAUGGACACCGAGCGAAGCAACUGCAGGCCGCCGACUGGCACACUAUAACUAGCUAGCUGGGUUGCUAAGCGAAAAAACAGAGGCUUGUUUGGGUUUUGGAGACGCCGCACUCAAAGUGUGAUGGACCCUCCAGGUUGGACACCAUAAGAGUCAAACAUGAUGUCUUCAAGGUCCAGAUGAGUGAGGAGCCCCGCUGAAGACAUGGACCUCAGCAAUGGCACCUGUGAGGCUGAGACCAUUGUAGCUCUACACUGCCCUGGAGACCACCCGGCCACCAGCAACGACGGAAUGUCAGACUUCUCCAACAGCGACAUCUCCCUGCCUGAGGUCUGCAUCUCGACCGACUUUGAGGAGAACAUGAGCUACGAGGUCCAGCAAGCCUACAGGAUAUUCUCCUGCUUCCGCCUCGACAAGCACAAAAGCAUCGCCAGCCCUUUUCUCCAUCAGGAGGUCCGGGAGCGUGGCGUCGGAGGAGUCCGUGGUCUCAAGCAGCCGAUGUGUUUGCAGAGGAUGGAGGAGAAGUUUACAUGCCAGGAGUAUAAGACCAUAACAGAGUUUGUUGCUGACUUCAGACUGAUGCUGGAGAACUGUUACCGCUGCCAUGGCGUGGACCACUGGAUGUCCAAACAGGCCCAAAAGCUGGAAAUUAUGCUGGAGCAGAAGCUCACGCUGCUGUCCAGGACACUUCGGGAGAAGACAACAUUGGCAGUGACCUCCAAAGGCCGUUUCGGUGCAGAAGAGGAGCGAGGUCCAGGAGGAACUUCCACAAGGAGGCGACUGUCCUCUCGUAGCCUGGCCACCAUCACUGUUGGCGGGCACGAGUCUGUCAUGGUGCAGGCCCUCAGGAUGGAGGAGCAACAGAGGGCCAAGGAGGAAAGGAGGCAACGUGAGCUGGAGAAGAAAGAAGCUGAAGAAAUGUCGGCCAAGGCGGUGGAAGAGUGGGAGCAGACUUUGCUGUCCCAGGCCUCCCCCCACACUGUGGACACCCUGUGGGAGCUCCCUGCCAUAGGCCACUUCCUGUGCCUAGCUCAGACCGCGCUCAACCUCCCGGAGGUUGUCUUUUUCGAACUGGAGCGCUGCUUGCUGAUGCCCCGCUGUAGCACCCUUCUCUCCAAGAUCAUGUCAUCCCUCCUGUCUCCGUGGCAGAAGAGGUCCACCCUGCAACGCCGGCCCGCCCUGCUGUACCGCCGCUGGGAGGCGGAACUCAGGCUGCGCGUCAAGGGCUGGUAUCGAACAGUCGGCGCCGCCCGUGAUCAGCUGGCUCGGGCCGAGCAGCUGGGGCUCUGUCACCAGUUUUUUCACCACCUGGGGGAGGUGAGCCCCUUGGAGGAGAGGCCCUUUCACCUGCUGCCCUUCUACCAGCGAGUGUGGCUUCUGAAGGGGCUGUGCGAUCACGUGUAUGAGACCCAGAAGGACGUUCAGGACGCUGUGCUGGCCCAGCCCAUACAUGAAUGCAGGGAGUCAAUUUUGGGCUACGACACCAAGGACAAUGCUUACAUACACUUCCCACAUUUCUGCGGGGCCGACUUGAGGAUCUACUGCCAGAGCCCCAGCAUGCCUCCUUCUUUUCCCUUCCCCUCGUUGCUGGUGAGAAGGGAGGCUGAAGAUCCUUGUGGACUGAAAGAUGAGGAGGACAGAGCAUUUUGUAGAAGCCCGUCUGGGCAGACAUUGAGGUGCUUUAAAAGGGAAAACGGGGUUGGUGGGGAACAUGAAGAAAGAUUUUGGUCCAUGAAGGAGGAGGAGGUGUGUGAUUCAGGGUCCUCAGAUGGAGACUCCUUGCCUGUUGCAAGUUCAAUAGUGGUGAAAAGACAUUUUAAGGAAGAGACUUUAGAAUGUCAAUCCACCACAACAGUAGCAAUAAACAAAGAUAGGGGUUUCUCCUUAGGCUCAGUGCAUACCAUUAAAGCAGAGGGCCUUGGACUGAAUGUAGGAGAACAUAGCUACACAGGUAGGUCACCUGCUCGCUCAGUGGACAUCACAUCCCCAACUCAACCCUCGGGGACCAAAGCAGAAGGCAAAAACCCUCACACACCACCCCCCUGUCUGGAUUGUCGACAAGCUGUCAAAUCUCUGCAGCACGACUCUAACUGUGGCGAAUCUACCCAUAGCACGCAAAACCUCAACAAAGACGACGGAAUGCAGUCGAAAAACAGAAAAUGGAAGAAAAACAUGCAGCAAAAUGUGAGCCCGUGUCCGACCGAGGCAAACCAAUCUGCUUUACAGGCAACGAACCAGAGGAAAGAUAAGAAGAGAAAGCAUAAAGAAGGAAAAAAGCUUGAGUCCACAAAGAAAAUCAAACAUGAGCCUUCAGCUGAGUCAUCGUUUAAGUUGGUUUGCACCAGUCUGCAAGAGUUGCGAGAGCUGAUCAGCAAAACCGAGGAUGAGCUUGACGACCUGGAGAGCACGAAAAAGAAAUUGGAUCGUUGGUACUAUCGAAGACAAGCUGUGAAGGACCUCCACAGCACUCUUAUCAGACUACUGAAUGAGCUCUCACCCUGGGAACCCAAACUUGUGAAGGCCCACCACAGAAACAGGCUUCGUUUGAAGAAGGAAUUUGACGAUUUCAGGAAGCAUCCAGAGUAUAAUAACUUCGUGCGAGAGGAGUGUAUGUCAUCCUCCUCCUCCUCAUCUUCAGAUGAUGAUGAUGAAGAUACGGGUGGCGAAAAGGAAGAGUCUUUGUUGAAUGACUAUCGAGGCUCGGAAGAAGAUCUGGAACACAUGGUUCCCAGAGGCCUUUGGACUCGGGGGAGCAGCAGAGAUUUAUUAGCUGAAUCUGUCAGAGAGCGAUCACCAAGCUUUGUAAUCUCAAACCACAAACAUCCAGACAGUGCCGAAAAACUACCAAGCAUUCCAACUGACAGUUCUUCUGCUGCAGACUUUGGUCUAAAGUCCACAUGUGAAAUGAUUCCAUUAAAUCAAUGCGGGGAUUCAAACGCGGAAUGGGCUCCCCACCCUACCACCGGACUACCUAAAGGCUACACGCCCAUUCCGACCCUGCUUGCUAAGAGCGUGGGAAACAAAGUGACCUUAAUGAAACGGCCUGUUAAUUACUCAGGGCCUAACAACCUAAAUAACAAGCAGUGUUCAAACACCCUGCCUCUGUUUAUAAUAGGGAACGCAAAAGCACAAAGUCCUCAAACCACUACACAGCAGACACAAAGAGACGAUCCAAGCGGGCAAACAGCAAAGACUCCUCUUGAAUUAGAUUGGGACAAACCAAGUGUGUCUUUAUCACAAACUCCUCUCCAAGGAGUGUCUAAUGCUCUUGAGGGACUGUGUCGUCCUGGCAUGAAAGACGAUGGCAAUUUUUCCAAGAUGUCUGUGCAGCCAGUCCUGGACCACAUAACACAGGAUAAGAUCAUGCAACAGCUGGUGAUCCUGCCUUCUGUUCACAAAUCAGAGGAGGAGCAGCAGGGUACUAAGGAAACCGUUUGCAUGUCCACCAAUGUGCCUGGCCUCACCUUUCUGGACAGGAGAGUUCCUGUUCAGGAAGUGGCUCCACUGAAGGAUACCCGGCGAGUGAAGACACCUUCCCUUUCUGUCCCCCAAAACACAACAGGAUUCCAAGGUACGUCAUCUACAAGAACAUCACAGAGUAUGAAUCCAAGGCCGUCAAUGUCUCCCAAACCACCAGACAAUAAGCAGGAACUUAAAACGAUGUGCAUCCGUGAUUCCCAGUCCAUCCUCGUAACAACCCGAGGAGGCAACACCGGCAUUGUCAAAGUACAGACGUCCUCUGCCCAGAAUCCACUCGGCUGUUUGUCCACCAGUCCGGUAAUCACCAUUUCCCCUCAGUUUAAAGCCUUCCUUGUGUCCAAGACUUCAGAGACCUCUUCUGUGCCCUCUCAGAAGAACCCUUGCACCACCACCACCACAACACUGGCCAGCCUCAGUCAGUCAGUAGCCCAGCCUCAGAGGCACAGUCCUUCCAUGUUAAAGUCCUUCUCCACCAUCCCAAAUCCUGAGGUCUCGACGCUCACCGGCGACAUUCCCGUGACAGACCCAAGAAGUUGGACUUCAAGAUCUCCCUCAAAUCACGGUUCUACUGUUGGUUGUUCUCAGUUGAUUAAGAGUACCACUGAUUCGCUCACAAAAGCUAAGAUAGUCAACCAGCAUGGGUUGAAGCGCCCAGCCACAGAGGAGCAAUCCCAAAUUACAAAAUUUGUCCUGGUUAAUCCCCCCUCCUCCUCCUCUUCUGCUUCAACUGCAGCUGUAUCAAAAGACACAUCUUCCACACAUCUUAGUUCAAGAGUGGUCGUUGUCAACCAGCCCGCAGCAACAGCAUCAUCCUCUGCUUUAGUUGGAAGUGUUCCAAAGCAGACCACAGCAACGGGGGACAUUAGUGGACAGCAGCUAACUAUGUCAUUGUCAAGUCUGAAAAUGGGAUUAAGUCCUAGUGUCAACUCAGUUGUGAUGCCCAAGGGAAAGAGUGUCACUCUCCCAACAGGGCUUCAGAUCCAGUUGUCAGGGAUGACAACCACCAUCGGACAGACCAUCGGUGCUCUCUCUUCCCCUUCCAGAAUCACACCAGUAGCAGAUACAGCACCAGCAUCCACAAUCCACCCGGCCCCUUUCACAAAUUCAAAUACAAUCACAAGCUCUCUUACCCAUCUUAUUCCCAGUACUACUUGGACCAGAACCUUUCAACCCCAUUCUUUCCCAUCUAAUCUGACAACUACUCAGCCUGCAGCAAGUCUGGUAACGGGUCCUGCUCAGGUGGCUUGUUCAAAACCAACCUCUCACCUUGAUCAUCCACCCACUAAUGUGCAAACGGCCAAAGACCCUACCCUCAUCCCGUCGUCCCUUCACAAUGGUCUCAACAAAACCUCACCAGCCGACAGUACACAGCUCACCACCCCUGCAACUGAUGCCCAGCAGAGGAUAGUCAUCAAGACCUCCAAGCCCCUUGCAGCUGGCACACAGAUCAUCCUUAAUAACACAUGCUUUGUAGUUCCACCACAGGGUUUGGGUCCAGGUAGCCAUGUACUCAUCAUCUCUAGCCCUUCUUCGCAAAAAGUGCCUAAUGCCACCGGUAACUGCAACGGACCAGUGGCAGCACCACCCCAAGGAGCGAGUCAAUGUCCGGCAACCCCUCAAGCACCAAUUUUAGGGGUGAAUUCUCCUUUUGUAGCAUGCACAAUUGGUCCUGGCAGUAUCGGAACGGUCCACAGCACAUCAGCACGCUUUAAUACCUCUGCGUCACUUGUGGUUAACACAUCCCCUCUAGUCGUACCCCAAACUCAGUUAGCCAAAAGUCCAGCCUAUGUGUCCCAAGUCAUAACCAGCCCCGCUCUUGGUUCCAUUCUUGCUCCGAUCAGGUUGCCCUCUGGUACUGGUACUCCAUCUCAAUCCAAAUGUUCCACUGCAGUCACCCAAGCAUUGCCCUUAUUACCCUCACCAUUAUUGUCUUCACCAGCCCCAUCUAGCAAUUCUGUCAUACAAAGCACGUUGCAUUUCCAGGAUAUCUCAACCCUGAAGUCAACCGUCCAACCGCCAUCUCCAGUCUCAGAGUCAUCCGUCAUGGAUAAAGUCUUUGCAGGAUCAACAAUGGCUGCUCCAAGCACAGCAUCUAGGAUCCAGACCCUGCCGGUCGUGGGGGCACCUGUGGUUACCCUACCUUCAUCCGUCAGUUUUGUCACCACCGCUCAACCACUCACUUUACUCAACACCAUCCACCAAUCCAGUAUUACCAGUCAGCUAAAGCCGUCUUUGCAGAAAUCCCCGUUAAGUACGGCUAACAGCAUCCAAGCAUCCAAGCUUCUCAUCAGUCCCGACGGGGCGGUUUUAAGUCAGAUCGUUGCCCACCAGCUGCACACAUGUGAUGCUACUACAUGUGAUGCUACUACUUUGCAGCCUUCACAAGCUGGCACCAAGUCAACCAAAUGACUCUAAAAUGUUAUUUAUAUUUUUUGUUAAGAGCUGUUAAAACUGCUAUGUAGUUCUUGUUUUACUCCCAAAAGUAGGUUUUACUCUCUGGCUACUACUGAGGUUGCCCUUGGAUGGAUGUUUGUUGUUUUUUUGUUCAUGGCCAGUAAAUGGUGAGGAAAUGUUCAAUGGAUUAGUGCUUCAAAAGCCAACUUGCUACUUUAAAUGUUUAAUAGGACAUGAUACUUGUUUGUACACCCAUUCUGUGCAUAAGAGUUAGAAACAGCAUUUUACAUUUGAGGAAAUGUAAAGAAUAGACUGAUUUGUACGACAUGUUUUGCACUCACUUUUUAUUUAUUUUCUACCAUAUAGAGUUAUUUACUACAUAGAUACAUUUUCAUGGAACUAAUGUGGCUGUCAAAGCAUGGAAAUAAUAAACAUCUAUGCCCCAUUUGUUUUUUCAGGGGUUGUUCCUUCU